Messenger RNA from Aethina tumida (small hive beetle), 811 nucleotides. RefSeq lists its product as uncharacterized. The record is from RefSeq and is a predicted model, not a curated record. The transcript has 4 exons. Lineage: Eukaryota; Metazoa; Arthropoda; Insecta; Coleoptera; Nitidulidae. Bases 89 to 805 code for a protein of 238 amino acids.
CAUAUUUUUCAAGUUCGUCCGAUAAUCACCUCAGCGAUAUGUAAAAAAUAUAUUAAUAUGUUUAUUACGUGCAAGUUCAUUUAACAGUAUGCAGUGUUACCAUUUUCUCUGGCUUUUCUUUGUGUUAACCUUAAUAAAUUUUUCACUCGGUGGAGACUGCGACUGCAGUGGCUCGUACUGCAAAUGUUGCACUCAUGGACUAAAAAGGAACAUAUGUGUCAACUUCAAUAUCACGGACGAAGAAGGGCACAAUGUGACAGCGACAGUAAAAGUUGAUAACAGAGCGGUGUAUACUAAAGUUAAAAGGUCAUACUACUUCAACAUGUGCGUUCCGAGAACAUCAAUUUGUUUGAAGUACAACAAAAUAGAAGACGACAGCAGGUUCUGGUGCAUGAUGGUUUACAACAGGCACAAUCAAUAUGAAAUUUACUACCAUCUACCGUGUUUAAAGGAAAACGGUUCGGUGUUCGAACAAAAACCGAAUUUUUACAUCCACAACAAUUUUCUAUGGGACGUCGUGUAUCCGGAACUAGUUCAUAACGAGACAUCGCUUCGGGACAACGUGAAUAUUACCGAAGUUACUGAAACUACUCCAGAAGUUACCAGAACGACUGUACCGACUAAUUCCGCCACAAACGACGUCUAUUCCGUUGAGCUAACUACUGGCAAAUCAUGGAUUUUUGAUUUGGACAAUAGUAUAGUGCAAUCCGAGGUUCUGAGUGUGAAAAGCAAAGCUUCUGGCAUAAAAUUACAAUUUAAUUGGUAUUACAUAUCCUUGUUUUUAUUUAUAAUAUACACUUUAUAAACAUGA